GACUUACCUGAAGUUCAAGCCCGUCUAUGAGGGUGUGAUGCUGAUCACCGUGCUCUCAAGACGCCUUCUCUGGGAGGACUUCUCCUCGAUCCUCUCCAAGUUCCGUCAGAACGUCGCUGACAGUUUUCCUUCUCUGGGCCACCUGAACAGCGACAAGUCCUUCAUCACGACCGUCGGCCUGCACCUUCAAAACAUCUCGGAGCAGGUGGGCUUCACGACGGCGCAGCUGCUGAAAGCCGAGUAUGAAGACUUCCAAGCACUCGGGCUUGCCGGCAUGAAGCACCGCCAGCGGAGUGCCAAGCGGCAAAAGGCUCUCGAGCAAAUCGAGGGUGAUUUGUGCUUCGGCAUGCGGAAAUUCCUUGGCAAGGUCAAGGGCGUGGAGGAGGGAGGUGGUAUGGUCGGCGAUCCACACCACCUUUUCCACAUGUGGCAGGAAGCGAUGGGAGCCGUGCGCGUGAUUGUGAAGGUCACUACACAGUGCCGGAUCGAAGUUCCACCGGAGUACGAUGCAAAGUCUUUCAUGACCAGGCAGCAUCAGGACCAGUGGAAGACCUGCAACCCAUCCAUCCCCUACAUGGAAGAUGAGUUCCCUUCGGCGGUGAUGGCCUGCGCCCGCUCAGACGAAGCGCAUCCAAAGUAUGGAGGUCAAGAUCGGAACAGGGUGGUGCGCUACAUGGGGUGCGGCAAAAGUCGCGUCAAAGUGGAGCCACCCGUCAGCCGGGUCGUCACGGAGGGUUGCCUCAGCGUCGGCGAGGAAGAUGACCCCGAGCUGACGGACUUCCUGAACCAAAUGUGCUCGGCACAGGGCAUCAGCGACCGUUCCUGCAGGCUGUACGGGCCCUUCUACGGGGUUUAUAGUCAUCUCGCUGAAGACUUGUUCGGCUAUCACUCACUGAAGGAGAAGGAGGAAUGCCUGGCCAUCGCGGCGACUAACCUGGAGAACGCGGCUGCGCAAGAAGAGCAAGAAGCAGAAGCAGCGCCCACACCGAAGAGAGGCAACCGUGGAAGGGGCUCUUUGCUGGAGGACGAGCGGGAGGAAGAGGACGAGCAAGAGGAGUGCGCCGAUCCCCAGGCCACGGCCUUCAUUGGACAGGCGAACCGCGCUAUGGCUGAGUAUAUCUAUGGACUGACGCCGCCUCUGUCAUACUCGAAGUCCCGGGCGUGGAGCAAGAAGGAGACGAAGCUUAAAGAGACAAGCUGGGACCCGAAGACGAUGGACUGGCCGCUCCCGCAGGACCGACAGCUGGAUCCACCCCUGUCGGAGAUCUUGCGUGAGGCGGAAGCUGGAGAGGGCCUCAUGAUGAUUAGUUACGGCUACUCGGGUGCCGGCAAGACGACGACUCUGAUCGGCGAUGCCACCGCCCCGCUCGGCGGGGGUCGGGGCAUUGACGGUGUACUCUCAGUCUACCUCAAGGAGAACGCCCACAAAAUCGAUGAUGUGAAGGUGAAAAUCUUCGAGGUCUAUGGCCGAGUCAGCACACAGACCGGCCAUAUGAAGAAGAACACGGGAUCUGGAAUCUGGGCCUACAAGCUGAAAGAGAAGGUCGCACAGUACCUGGGAACUGCCGAAGCCUUCAUGGUUUCCGAGCCAGAUCAGGAUGAUGAUGAGUGGCAUGAUCCUGAGGAGGAAGAGAACCGGCCGCCCCGCCAUGCGCCCUUGGACAUGCAGAAGUUACAGGCAACGCUGGAUAAGGAAGACUACACGUACAGCGUCAAGGCUGAAAGCCCGGCUUCCAUGUCAGGCACGGUGGCCUGGCAGGACGAGGUCAAGAAACUGCUGACCGUCAUUGAGGACAUCCGCAUCGAAGAGGAUCAGUUCAAAGCUGGGGGCGAGCCGAUUGCACAUAUCCGUGGUACUGUCAACAAUCCGAAAUCUUCCCGCGGGACGCUCUUCGUGCUCACCAACAUCCACUACAAGUCAGGCAAAGUGGCGCCCGUCUCGACCGUGGACCUUGCGGGCUCCGAGGAUCCUGCGGUCAUGGUGAGCGGCUUUCUCCGCUUUGUCAAUCGUGAAGGCAGACCUGAGUGUGAUCCAGCGAUCGGCAAGACGCCAGCACAGCUCAUGGCGAAGUAUUUGGCAAACCUCAGCAGCUACGAGGAGAUGUCCGGAAGCCUUUCAUGGUGCUACGAGCUCAAGGACGUGCUGGAGGAAUGUGAUAAGACAAACCCACAGAAAGGCUGCGUGGACGUGACACUCACGAGUGGCAAGACGGAGUUCCUGCGGCCCAACCUGAACAAGCCAGAGCUCUGGCACAGAAAGGACGAGCGAGGCGUGGACCUUCCCGGAGGCUUGAGGUUCAUCUGGACUGAACCUGAAACAGGGAGGGGGAAGCCGCAGGAGAAGGCGGUGUUCUAUUCCUACGAGGAGAUCUUUGAAAUGAAGAGCCAAGGAACUCCGCCGGGUCUCUCCGAUCACCGGAAGGAGACAAACCCUCUUGGGCCUGAUUGGUACUGGGCCGAGCGCCUCUGGGCGCGCUGCCUUAAGGACAAGAAGACGGGAAAAUGCAGGAAGAACAGCCCCGGUGUGGUCGACCACAUCAUCCUUUGCCCAAAGAGCUUCAAGCCCACUAAAGCCAAUCCAUCAUGCCUGUCAGAAAGCACGUACUCGAAGAUUGGCAGCAACCCGUCACCUCUGACAGAAGUACCGGGCAAGCUCACCGUCAUUCAGAAAGCGGACAAAAACUUCGGCAAAUGGAAGGUUCAGGGCCAGAAAGGCAAGCAGCCCGGCGCAGAGAUCCCGGAGGUCAUCCAGUGGAAGGAGACGCGGAAGUGGUUCUUCGAAUCUCUGAAGGGGGCCAUGGAUGAUUGGGCCGCAAUGCUCGCCAACGAGGAGUUUGACCGACACCUGAGAUAUUUCACUUCGGCCAUCGGACCGGUCGUGGAAGAAGCCUUUUUCAUCAAUGAGGCUCUCAACGACAUGAAAGGAUACUUGGGCAUCUGGGCCAAGGAGAGCCAGAUGCAGCCUGCUGGAACUAUCUUGGACAUCUGGCCGCCAGCAGAUUUGGAGGUGAAGGGCAAAAUCAACCAGGUCGUCGACUACAGCCCAGGCAGCAAGAUCAGCGAGCAGGGCUACAGCAUCUACGACUUCAUCAAGCCUCGCGGGGAAGAAAAAGGCUAUGCGCAGCAGCUGGCUCAUGGAGAGGACAAUAUCAUGCUCGUUGCCAUGCUCGAGUAUAUUCGUGGAAUCUCUGUGCGCAGCGGACAGAACACCAAGGUUUUAGUUGCUACCUUCAUCCGGUCAGACAUUCCCGCAGCCGACCUGAACUGCGAAGGGGCGAGGGCCUCCCUAGAGUUUGCACAAGAUCUCUCCGAAAUGGUGGGCUGGAGCAGAGGACUUCCCGGCGUGCUGCCGCAUUUCCACAACCGCUGA
Molecule: messenger RNA, 3370 nt
Organism: Symbiodinium sp. CCMP2456
Lineage: Eukaryota; Dinophyceae; Suessiales; Symbiodiniaceae
Source: the annotation of a GenBank genome assembly